Anthostomella pinea is the source of this 696-nucleotide messenger RNA. Lineage: Eukaryota; Fungi; Ascomycota; Sordariomycetes; Xylariales; Xylariaceae. The record is from the annotation of a GenBank genome assembly.
AUGGCCGACGACCCCUACGAGCCGGAACAGCAAGCGCCGUCCGACCUCGACAUGUCCACGUAUCCUCCCGGUCCGCUGAACCAGUGGCCCGCGCAGCCGCCGGACUUCCGUCACACCAUCUACGAGUACCGUGCCGCCGUGCAGGCGUGCUCAGCGGUGUUGUUGCGGCUUGUCGCGCUCGGCCUGGACCUGCCAGAGGAAUACUUCGACCACAUGCUCUCGUUCCCCAUGGCCGGGCUGCGGGCGCUGCACUACCCGCCGCAAGCGGCGACGGCGGAGGACACGAUCGGGAUCGGCGCGCACGCCGACUACAGCUGGUUCACGCUCGUGAACCAGCUCUCGGACACGCCGGCGCUCGAGGUGCUCAACGCGAACGGCCACUGGGUGGCGGCGCCGCCCGUGCCGGGGAGUCUGGUGGUCAACGUGGGCGACUUCCUCGAGCGCGCGACCAACGACAGGUUCGUGAGCACGGUGCAUCGGGUGCGCAACAUCAGCGGGCGCGAGCGCUACAGCCUGGCGUAUUUCUUCGCGCCGAGUCAGAACGUCAUGAUCAGGACUGUGCCGACGUGCGUGGCGGAGGGCGAGACGCCCAAGUACGAGGACGUCAAGGCGGGCGAUUGGCAGCGCGAGCGCCUGCUUCGCGCCAGGGUCAACCACCCGGCGAGUAUUGCUGCGAAGGCGAGGGGCGAGAUAUAA